CAAGCAUGAUUUCUCUCAAAACAAUGAGUAUGCUGAUCUCCAUAAUUCUCAUGGGACCAUGUUUUGUUCAUGGAGCAACGAAUUUGAAUUACAAUCUGAAAGUUUCUAGCCCUUCUUCAAACAACAGUGCGGAGAAUAAGUCGACAAAUUCGAGAGAAGCGAGAGUAUUCUCUCUCUUCAAUGUCGUAAAAUUCCAAAACGGCCCUUGUGAGAGCAACGUGGCCCCGCCUGGUGGAUCGAUAUCUCAGGGCAAUCGACAUGGAACUUGUUACACUUUUGACGAGUGCAGGAAAGCAGGUGGUGCAACAGCAGGGAAAUGCGCAUCAGGAUUUGGAGUGUGCUGCCUCUUUGUCGUAAAGGAAUCGGGAACAACUGUGACGCGAAACUGUACCUAUUUGGAAAACCCGGGUUCUCCCAAUCCCUAUGGCUCGAGCUCUCAAGUUUCGUACCAGAUCGCAAAAUGCUGUGCAAAUGUUUGCCAACUACGAUUGGAUUUUGAGUCCUUUGUCAUUCAAGGAACCGGAAACACUUUAGAACUUGAUACCACCUCGAAUCCCCCUACCUUUGGAGGGAUAUGCAAAGAUAGAUUUACUGUGUCGGUCGCAACUGGAUCCUUUAUACCUACCAUUUGCGGUCAAAACACAGGUCAACAUAUCUAUGCGGACAUUGGCAACCUGGAUUCAGACACGGCUCAACUCAACUUUCAAUUCGAUGGAUCCACCAGCCUUCGGCAAUGGGCGAUCAAAGUCACACAAAUUCCUUGUUACAGCGUAGGACACCCACAUGGCGCUGGAUGCUUACAAUAUCACACUGGCCUUUCAGGACGGCUCACGACUUUCAAUUUCAUCCCGACGAAUGACAAUCAUUUGGCAAAUCAAGAUUAUUCUAUUUGCAUCCGCCAAGAACUUGGAUUUUGUUGCGUCGAAUACACUGUGUGUCCGGAGCCAGGUUCCUUUAAUUUAGACACGCAAGAAGAGUCGGAAAUCGAUACCUAUUGUAAAGACGAGGAUUAUAUCGGCAUUGAAGGCGGUGAAGGAACUUGCUCUAAGAGCAUUAAUCCCAGAGCGGUUACAAACAAGUUUUGUGGUCUAAGGCUAAAUAUUCUUGAUGAUGAGGAGAAUAAUGGUCUAGUUUGCGAUUGUACCCCCCCGUUUCAGGUCGAUAUUUUCACAGACCAAGAAACGGAUAGAGGCAACGACCCAAAUGAGAGACAUUCCAGAGGUGUCUGUUUGCUUUUCAAGCAAAUUCCAUGCUGACUACCAAGCAAAUCAAACGGACUACGAAGACAUUGCUGGAAAUAUUCUACCUACUUUAUGUACAAAUAAACCUUUGAAUUUUC
Messenger RNA from Tigriopus californicus, 1339 nucleotides. RefSeq lists its product as uncharacterized. Bases 6 to 1256 code for a protein of 416 amino acids. NCBI's taxonomy places the organism in Eukaryota, Metazoa, Arthropoda, Copepoda, Harpacticoida, Harpacticidae. The transcript is spliced from 12 exons. The record is from RefSeq and is a predicted model, not a curated record.